CUAAUCACCCCUCAAUAGCAUGCAUUUUUAGUGGAAAAACUGCCGGUGAGUGCAUCACCCCUCAAUAGCAUGAAGUGAUAUAUUUAUAUACCCCUCAAUAGCAUGAAGUGAUAUAUUUAUCACCCCUCAAUAGCAUGCAUGAAGUGAUAUAUUUCUAGUUAGUUCCAAAACUCUUGAACACACUACUCUCCAUGACUACCACUAAAAGUGAAAGCCCAGCUCAUCAAGAAAAGAAAGGUGAAAAAAUGAAAAACUCAGCAGAGAACAAAAAAGAAGAAGAAGUAGAACUAAAACCCUCAAAGAAGAAGGAACAACACUAUUAUCCAGUUUCAAAACCACCUUCAGCCCCAACACUACAAGACUCAUUCAAUAUCUCUCACAGCCACCACUCUUUCAGCGAAGGGGACCUUCAGAUGGUGGCGGCUAGCUACUCUCUUUCUUCGCUCAGCGACGGCGCCAUUAAGGUUGUUAAGGAUGAAAAGAAUGAUAAGAGUUUGGUGGUGGCAGUGAUGGAUGUUGAAGAAGAUGCUGAAGAUGCUGAUGGAGUGAACAAGAAAGAGGGUAAGUGGUACGUUGUUCUUUUGGCACUAAGGAUUGCUGCUUUUGUGUUAUGCCAAAUAGCUUUCUCUGUGCUGGCUGGUGAUAGAAGAAAGAAAUUGCGUCGAGGGUCAUCAACAAACAAUUUGUAUCUUUCAUACUAUGAUUCAUCAUCGUCGUCUGAAUAUUCUCAAACACAUUGGUAUGACUACGAGGCAUUCAAGUACUUCCUAUCAGUAAAUAUAAUUGGGUUCGUGUAUUCUGGAUUGCAAAUAUAUGAUAUAGUGAAGUACAUGAUUACUAAAAGACACACAAUGGACCCCAAGCUGCGGGGUUACUUCGACUUUGCUAUGGAUCAGGCCUUAGCAUAUCUUCUAAUGUCAGCAUCAUCAUCAGCUGCCACCAUAGUCUGUAGUUGGACAAACAGUGUUUUGGCUGCAGACAAGCACGUGCAAAUGGCGAACGCAUGUGUUGCUUUAUCCUUCGUUGCAUUUGUGGCCUUUGCCUCUUCCUCUGUUGUUUCUGCUUUCAUUUUUUGUAGAGUCAACUAGUGUCUGCAAUUGGUCUAUAUAGUAACAUUAUAUCUAUUAUUGUAUGUGUCAAGGACACAAACUGUAUGUGUGGAUUUUACAAUGAAUUUUAGUCGGACGUUGCUGAUAUGGUUUGCAGUUGAAGUUAGAUUUGUCUUAGUAUGUGAUUCUAAUUAGCUAUCUAUUAUUGUAUGUGUCAAGUACACAAACUGCAUGUGUGGAUUUUACAAUGAAUUUUAGUUCGACAUUGCUGA
Messenger RNA from Glycine soja, 1321 nucleotides. RefSeq names its product CASP-like protein N24. Lineage: Eukaryota; Viridiplantae; Streptophyta; Magnoliopsida; Fabales; Fabaceae. The transcript is spliced from 3 exons. The record is from RefSeq and is a predicted model, not a curated record. The coding region runs from base 192 to 1088 and encodes 298 amino acids.